GCAGCCCUGCCAAGUAACCAAACAAGCAGUUAUCCGCGUGCAAUUUGUUUUGCUAUUUAUGUUUCAAAUUUCAGUUUUUGUAAAUCCCUGCAGGCAACCAAUUGCACUACCAGCACAGCCUUGUUCCACGUCACGCCCAUGUUCUGCCGGCACCUACUGUCACUACGGCUUGACGCCAGAAACCACAAUUUGUUGCUCUCUCGAAGGGAAUCCGUGUGAUCAACCGCUAGUGACGGGUAUCGGCAGUGGGUCGCAACAGCGUUGGUACUAUAAUGCGCAGCGUGGCACCUGCGAAAUGUUUUUAUACAAAGGCUUAAAGGGCAAUGCCAACAACUUUUUGAGUCAACAGAGCUGCGAGCACUCUUGCAGGCCAAAUCCGUGUGCCGAGGGUAAGCACCUUACGCUACAUCAGAUCCGGCGGCCGUACAGCACACCGGAUGGGCGUUAUUUGAGUUGCGAUGUAUCGCUGGAAGUUAGCAGCUGUCCAAGCGGAUACUGGUGCAAUCCUGGUGCUACCCGGCAUACUGCUGUUUGUUGCCCUGGAGGUACUUUCUUCAUCCUUACAAGAAGCGUCGCGCAUAUUCACUUAAGGGAUUAACC
Messenger RNA from Gongylonema pulchrum, 600 nucleotides. The record is from the annotation of a GenBank genome assembly. Lineage: Eukaryota; Metazoa; Nematoda; Chromadorea; Rhabditida; Gongylonematidae.